AUGGGUUCCAGCAAGAUGGCCUCUUCCCCUAGGGACUUGGGCGACUCUCCGUUGUCCGCAAGUGAUUUCCGGACUUACAAUCGCAUGGAGGAGCAAAUGGAAGGAUUUCACAAUCAUUUCCGUUUAACAUGGAACCAGCUCUGGAAGGCAUGUGGAAGCUCUGGAAAACGAGGACUCUCGGCCCGCCAGGUGAUCAUGAUGGGCCUUCAAUUCUGCUCGCAGUUGGACUUCCAUCACUCAAUCGAGGAGCAGCACAUCUUCCCCGUGUUGGCGAAAAAGAUGCCUGAAUUUCGAAAGGAGCUCGAGCUAUUGAGUCAACACAGUCAAAUUCAUGCGGGGAUUGAAAAACUCGAAAACAAUCUUGACAAGUGUCGGUCCGGUGAGGAAGAUCUGCGCCGUGAAGAGGUCCAGCGGCUGAUGGAAGGGUUUGGCAAGGUUCUGUGGACAUAUUUGGACCAAGAGGUUCAACCUCUUGGAGCUGCCAACAUGCACAAAUUCUGGUCUCUUGCCGAGAUGUGUCGGCUUCCUAUGUGA
Molecule: messenger RNA, 534 nt
Organism: Penicillium digitatum Pd1
Lineage: Eukaryota; Fungi; Ascomycota; Eurotiomycetes; Eurotiales; Aspergillaceae
Source: RefSeq, a predicted model, not a curated record